Messenger RNA from Scomber scombrus (Atlantic mackerel), 1979 nucleotides. Its product is annotated as kelch-like protein 23. The transcript has 3 exons. The coding region runs from base 1 to 1674 and encodes 557 amino acids. The record is from RefSeq and is a predicted model, not a curated record. NCBI's taxonomy places the organism in Eukaryota, Metazoa, Chordata, Actinopteri, Scombriformes, Scombridae. Gene Ontology annotation, molecular function: protein binding.
AUGGCCUGCAGAGCUGACACCGAGCUGAAACUUCAAAGCUUUAAAUUUACAGUUCCCUCAGAGCAGAUAAACAAACUGGACGAGGAUGAAUCUGAUUUACUCAUGCAAGACUCUGAGCCUGAUGUUAUCCCUGAUGCCAUACUACAGGUAGAAGGAGAGUCUUUUUAUGUCAACCGUCAACAGCUUGCUCUCCAGAGUCCUUACUUCAGGGCUCUGUUCUUUGGCUGUGGUGUAGAGAGCACCAAAAGGCACAUUGAGCUCAAAGGUGUGGGCCUGCAGCAUUUCAGGGCCCUGAUGGACUACAGCAAGACAUCCAGUCUAGCUUUGGACAGAGAAAAUGUUCUGGGGAUCCUUGAGACUGCAGACUUCCUCCAAUUAGAGCAAGCCAGGCUGCUGUGCUGCAAGUUUCUUGAGCGUGAGCUGCACCUCAGCAACUGUUUGGGAAUGAUGGUGUAUGCCUGGCAGCUGGGUUGCACGCAGCUCUACACUGCAGCACGACAGGUAGUGCUCACACACUUUUCUGCUGCUGUUGCUGAAGAGGACUUUUUGUUCCUGUCUAAGGAGACAUUGGCACAUCUUCUGGCCAGUGAUGACCUGGCCAUCCAUAAAGAUGACCUGGCCCUUGAGGCGACACUACGCUGGGUGUCAUUUGAUCAUAGUCGAGAGGAACACUUUCUGGAGCUCAUUGAGCUGGUGAGGCCUGAGUCACUCUCUUUACCAUUUAUCACUGAUCUUUUGAUCAGAAUGAAAAGCUCUGACCCCCGAGCCAAGCUCAUCUGCAGGCUGAAUGAACAUUAUCCAGCUUCUUGGUCAGUAGGUAGGUCAAUACAGAGAACCAGGGCCAGAGAGACCCUCUUUGUCCUGGGUGGACCCAAUAAUUAUUAUGAGUUAGGGGCUGAAUUAGCAUGUUCAUGUGUUUUUCUCACUUUUGAUUUUGUCUUCUUUUCUCAACAUUUAGGAGACUGUGUGGUUGUGUCAGGUGGCUACUUCCGUGAUGUGUUGUGGUUCAGUGUUGACUGGGUCAGGAUGUACGAAUGUGGGAACCAGCGGUGGGUGGAGGGGCCAGCCCUGCAGAAGUCCAGGCACAGUCACUGUUCCAUAGGACUGGAUUCAGUACUGUAUGUCCUGGGGGGCAGUAUGGAUGAAGGGCUUGUGGCUGAUGUAGAAAAGCUGGUCCUGGGGUCAGAGGAGGGUUGGGAGGGGGUCAGCCCCAUGAUUAGGGCUGUGGAGAGGGCAGCCAUUGCCACUCUGGAGUCAUGUAUCUAUUUAGCGUGCGGCCUGGAUGAAAAUGGGGAGGUGUAUGGUGGAAUUCAGAGGUAUGCAGCAGAGGAGGAUCAGUGGGAUGUGGUAUCCUAUUCUCCAUUUCCACGAUAUGACUUGGUUUCCACUGAGCUCAAUGGUGCCCUCUACCUGUUUGGAGACCAAGCCUUGCGUUUUGAUGUGGAGACAGAUGAGUGGACGAUGCUUGAGGAGGACUGUCUCAACAGAACAUUCUUCUGUGGCUGCACCACUGUGAGCGGACAGAUAUACCUGGUCAGUGAGAGAAAGAGUAACAAAGCAUUCCCGAACAUGGUGUUGCUGGACCCUUACAUAGACACUUGCAUUGAGGUGGAUGAUACCAUACCCUGUCCUGUGCCCCUCAGAGGGUGUGUGACCAUGAGGAUGGUCACAUGAUGGUGUGUAAUGUAACUGAAUGAAAUGUAAUGAACAAGCAUUGUCAUUCUGCUGCUAAAGAAAGCACAGACAAAUAUAUUUUUGUUUUAUCUUCCACUUUAAAUGAAACAGCACUGUUGAGUUAUUAAAUGGAUUUCAUUUAUUAAAACUUUUCACCUGAUCAACCUGAUCACACAAUCAACAAAGCAUCCAUGGUGCACUCUUAAGAGAACAGUCAAGUGUUACUUCAGUGGAAACAUGACAUUUUUCCUGCAGCGAGUUUAAUAUGCAUUUUUGAUUAACAAUAAAUAAAUCUAAUGCAGGUC